Vicugna pacos (alpaca) is the source of this 2356-nucleotide messenger RNA. The record is from RefSeq and is a predicted model, not a curated record. NCBI's taxonomy places the organism in Eukaryota, Metazoa, Chordata, Mammalia, Artiodactyla, Camelidae.
UGCAGGGCUGCAGCUGCUGCCCGGCUCUCAGGAAAAGGCUGGCCUCUCUUCCUCCCUUGGCUGCAAGGACAGCCAGGCUCAACUCCACCUGAGCCAUGCCAGCCAACCUCACAGCCAGCAGCCCCGAUUCCAACAGGACCGUGCAGGCGCUGGACCCUCCGGUCCUUUGCACCGAAACGGCGACUUUCACUGCAGUGGUGGAAGGAGAGGAAUGGGGCUCCUUCUACCACUCCUUUAAGACGGAGCAGUUGAUAACCCUGUGGGUCCUCUUUGUUUUCACCAUUGUUGGAAAUGCCAUCGUGCUGUUCUCUACAUGGAGGAGGAAGAGGAAGUCAAGAAUGACCUUCUUCGUGACUCACCUGGCCAUCGCAGAUAUCAUUUGGCGAUUCACUGGAGACUUCAUGGCUCCCGAUCUGGUGUGCCGAGUGGUCCGCUAUUUGCAGGUUGUGCUGCUCUACGCCUCUACCUAUGUCCUGGUGUCCCUCAGCAUAGACAGGUACCAUGCCAUCGUCUACCCCAUGAAGUUCCUGCAAGGAGAGAAGCAAGCCAAGGUCCUCAUCGUGAUUGCCUGGAGCCUCUCUUUCCUCUUCUCCAUUCCCACCCUGAUCAUAUUUGGGAAAAGGAAACUCUCCAAUGGUGAAGUACAGUGCUGGGCCCUGUGGCCUGACGACUCCUACUGGACCCCAUACAUGACCAUCGUGGCCUUCCUGGUGUACUUCAUCCCUCUGACAAUCAUCAGUGUCAUCUAUGCCAUUGUGAUCAGAACUAUUUGGAUCAAAAGCAAAGCCCAUGAGAUGGUGAUUUCCAACUGCUCAGAUGGAAAGCUGUGCACCAGUUAUAGCCGAGGGCUCAUCUCAAAGGCAAAAAUCAAGGCCAUCAAGUAUAGCAUUGUCAUCAUUCUCGCCUUCAUCUGCUGCUGGAGUCCAUACUUCCUCUUCGACAUUUUGGACAAUUUCAGCCUCCUUCCAAACACCAAGGAGCGUUUCUAUGCCUCUGUGAUCAUUCAGAACCUGCCAGCCUUGAACAGCGCCAUCAACCCCCUCAUCUACUGUGUCUUCAGCGGCUCCAUCUGCUUCCCCUGCGGGUAAGGGGCAUUCCUGCCCGGGAAGGACAUGCUCCUGGCCAGGGCACUCAACGUGGACGUGUGUCUUCCUCACGCCAGAGCUCCCUGGCAGGUUAUAGAUGAGACAUUUGAGGGUCAAAAGGUUUCUGCCAGUGUGACAAAUUCAAAUCCAGCCCCGGCCAGGGCUCAUGCUCUUUCUCCUGCACACAUCACCUCUUAUAGCAGGCAUCCUAAUCAGGUCACACAUCAAAGACCUUUUUUUUUUUUUUUUUAGUUCAAAGCUUCUCCCCAUGAGUUGUCUUAAUGCAAUGCCACUGUGGUAAUGGCAAGACUGAAACUUUAUUAUCAUCUUACAGAUAAACAAAUUAGGGCUCCCGAAGUAAAGGGACAUUAUUGAGAUUAUAAGAAUAAUUAGUCACAGAGCUGAAAUCAAAUCCCUCCCACAACUACUCAGUCAUUUUGCUCUUUUUCAGCUGUUUUACUACACAAGCUACAGGGAGCAGGUGGAAAAAUCCAAAGGCGAUAGAAUUGUAAAAUGAUUUCAUCUUGGGUCAAUGGCCAAGGUUCAAAUCCUGCCAUUGCUGAUUCAUAGCUACCUGGGGCCUAGGGAAAGUUACUUACCUUCCGUGAUCCUCCAUUUCUUCCCAUGUAAAAUUGGGCUAAUAGCAGUUCCGACCUCUUGGCCAGUGAUAUUUCUGUCCUUUGGGCUCUGGUGCUGACCAGUGGGAAGGAGGGAUGUGAGCAGUGAGGAAGGAAGGUGAGGGGGUUACAUAUAAGUGCUUAGCACAGUAUCUGGUCCUUAAUACAUUCUCUAUAACUAUUAUCUUUUAACAUCCCUACUUCCCUUUUCAUCAGGUCAAAUUAUUUUCCUUCUCUGCUCUAUUCUUUCUCUAGGGAGCAAAGAUCACGGGAUUCCAGAAUGACAUGUCGGGAGAGAAGUGAGAGGCAUGAGAUGCAGAUUCUGUCCAAGCCAGAAUUCAUGUAGACCCUGGGGUAGUGUCAGGCUGAGCCCCAUCAGCUCUCCUGGGUCUCCAUCACCGCCUUGGGCAUGUGCACAAAGCCUGAGCCAACUUCUCCACCCUGCACCUUUCAUCACUCGGGGGAUGCACAAGGCAAAUGCCUUAAUGUGUGUCACCUGCAUCAGCAAGUAUUGGUUAAUAUGAAGUCACCAACUAUUCAUACCAGCCAAGAGAGAUGCCCCUUCCUUCCCCACUACUCCCAGGUGGUCGGCACCUGAAUCAAUGGACAGAGACAUCACUGGCCCAGGCUCCAAGCUUGAGCAAGCAGAGGGGA